ACCCCAAGUCCAUUUCAGUGUUCCACCUUAAUUUCUCUUCACUCUUCCAUUCUCUCACUUCUCCUUUUCCCUCACUCUCUUCAUUUUUCUCUCUCCAGAAAUGGCAUCAAAACUCUCGUUCAUGGUGUGUUUCAUGGCUCUAUGCGCCAUUGAUCUAGCACAAAGCGCAUCAUCCCAUCAAGCGCCAGCACCGUCCGUGGACUGCUCAACCCUUGUUCUCACCAUGGCCGAUUGCUUGUCCUUUGUCACCAAUGGCAGCACCAUCACCAAGCCAGAGGGUACCUGCUGUUCUGGCCUCAAGUCUGUGCUCAAAAGUGCCCCUGUUUGCCUUUGCGAGGCUUUCAAAAGCAGUGCUCAGUUUGGUGUGAUUUUGAAUGUCACCAAGGCCACCAGUCUCCCUGCCGCAUGCAAAGUCUCUGCCCCUUCUGCCGCCAACUGUGGAUUGUCCGAAUCCCCUGUUGCUGCUCCUGCUGGAGGGGUUUCUCCAAAAGCUUCUCCAUCUCCUCAAGCAUCUGGUGCUUCAUCUUCUGGUGUACAUGGUCCAGCAAAUGAGGUAUCUCCUGCACCAGCACCAGCUAAAGGAAACGCAGCAUCAUUCCCAAUUUCUGCUGGAACCUUGCUUGUUGGCAUAUUGGUAGCCACAUUCUCAGGCUUCUGAGAAUAGUUUGGUUCCAUUUUAAGAGUAGAGAGAUGACAUGGGGGAUUAUUAUUUUGAUGUUUUCUUUUGGUUUUUCAUCUCAUUCUAUGUUUGACUUAAUAGUAGAUAAAAUUCAUUCCCUGAGUUGAGACUGUACCCUCUUUUCUUUUAUAUACAAGUCUAUUUAUUUAUAUAACAGUUUGAGAUUUAUCA
Messenger RNA from Vigna angularis (adzuki bean), 850 nucleotides. RefSeq names its product non-specific lipid transfer protein GPI-anchored 31. Gene Ontology annotation, biological process: lipid transport. Gene Ontology annotation, molecular function: lipid binding. The transcript has 3 exons. Lineage: Eukaryota; Viridiplantae; Streptophyta; Magnoliopsida; Fabales; Fabaceae. The record is from RefSeq and is a predicted model, not a curated record. Bases 101 to 658 code for a protein of 185 amino acids.